Tremella mesenterica DSM 1558 is the source of this 786-nucleotide messenger RNA. RefSeq lists its product as uncharacterized. NCBI's taxonomy places the organism in Eukaryota, Fungi, Basidiomycota, Tremellomycetes, Tremellales, Tremellaceae. The record is from RefSeq and is a predicted model, not a curated record. The annotation marks the transcript as partial. The transcript is spliced from 7 exons. Gene Ontology annotation, molecular function: ubiquitin conjugating enzyme binding; ubiquitin-like protein binding; cullin family protein binding. Gene Ontology annotation, cellular component: ubiquitin ligase complex. Gene Ontology annotation, biological process: positive regulation of ubiquitin-protein transferase activity; protein neddylation.
AGGUUGGCAACUGCUAAGACGUAUCUCAAGACGUACAAAACUGUGGAUGCUGCUCUAGACGCUUUUUAUGAUCGACAAUCUUCUCAAACAGCUGGAUCUUCUACAAAAGCCCAAGAAAAGAAAUUAGGAGAGAUAUGGGAAAAGUUCAAAACCCCCGGCGAGAAGAUCGUCACUAUAGAUGGUACUAUGCAACUUUGUGAAGAGUUGGAGAUCGAUCCUGCCUCCGAUGCAGUGUUAUUUUGUCUAGCGUACGAUUUAGGAUCGAAAACGACUGGGGAAUGGGAGAAAGAACCUUGGGUAGCAGGGUGGAUGGGUAUGUCUGGGAAUAUCGAUUCCAUUGAGGGUAUGAAAUCUCAUCUUCCUAUCCUGCGUCAACAACUACUUCAAGAUCCUCUUUACUUCAAAAAAGUAUAUAUGCAUACAUUCGACCUUGCCAAAGCUCCCGGAGCUCGAACUUUGGUUCUUGACACUGCCAUCGACCUAUGGACUUUAUUCAUCCUUCCUGCACUCGAAUCUAUCCCUUCUGCUCUGGCCAGACAACCCAACGGAGCUGACGGAAUCGACGGAAAUAUCGACAAUCCUCCAGAAUUUGGGAAAGAAGAAUUCGAACUUUGGUUAGAUUUCCAACGAGAGAGAGGGAAAGCAGUAUCGAAAGAUACUUGGAGUUUAUUCGUUGAUUUUAUAAGAACUAUUGAUAAAGAUUUCAAGACUUAUGAUGAUCAAGCUGCUUGGCCUUCAACCAUUGACGAUUUUGUUGAUUAUGUCAGAAAGAAGAAAAGUCUGUGA